This is a messenger RNA of Balaenoptera acutorostrata (minke whale), 2567 nucleotides long. RefSeq names its product RNA binding motif protein 47 (gene RBM47). Gene Ontology annotation, cellular component: nucleus. Gene Ontology annotation, molecular function: mRNA binding. The transcript is spliced from 6 exons. Bases 235 to 1992 code for a protein of 585 amino acids. Lineage: Eukaryota; Metazoa; Chordata; Mammalia; Artiodactyla; Balaenopteridae. The record is from RefSeq and is a predicted model, not a curated record.
UUUUGAAGGGCAUUCCGUUGCCAGAGCGUGUGGGAGGAGAGAGCGAGCCGGGGAAAGAGCGCUCCAGGUGUUUGGCAGGAUUUGCCUCAAAGGGCACUCCACAAAUUGGACUGAGAAAUCCCAAGGAAGCUGCCUGAAUCUCCUUGUAUAUUCUUACUCAACAUCGUGUAAAAGACCAGACAAAUCAAAUUGGUGGUUUUUGGUUUCCCCCGGGCUGUGGAUGCCUUUGACAUUAUGACCGCAGAGGAUUCCACCGCAGCCAUGAGCAGCGAGUCGGCCCCUGGGUCCUCCGCCAAGGUGCCCGAGGGCGUGGCGGGCGCGCCCAACGAGGCGGCGCUUCUGGCGCUGAUGGAGCGCACGGGCUACAGCAUGGUGCAGGAGAACGGGCAGCGCAAGUACGGCGGCCCGCCGCCCGGCUGGGAAGGCCCGCACCCGCAGCGCGGCUGCGAGGUCUUCGUGGGCAAGAUCCCACGCGACGUGUACGAGGACGAGCUGGUGCCCGUGUUUGAGGCGGUGGGCCGCAUCUACGAGCUGCGCCUCAUGAUGGACUUCGACGGCAAGAACCGCGGCUACGCCUUCGUCAUGUACUGCCACAAGCACGAGGCCAAGCGCGCCGUGCGUGAGCUCAACAACUACGAGAUCCGCCCCGGCCGCCUGCUCGGCGUGUGCUGCAGCGUAGACAACUGCCGCCUCUUCAUCGGCGGCAUCCCCAAGAUGAAGAAGCGCGAGGAGAUCCUGGAGGAGAUCGCCAAGGUCACGGAGGGCGUGCUCGACGUGAUCGUCUACGCCAGCGCGGCCGACAAGAUGAAGAACCGCGGCUUCGCCUUCGUCGAGUACGAGAGCCACCGCGCCGCCGCCAUGGCGCGCCGCAAGCUCAUGCCCGGCCGCAUCCAGCUUUGGGGCCACCAGAUCGCCGUGGACUGGGCCGAGCCCGAGAUCGACGUGGACGAGGACGUGAUGGAGACCGUGAAGAUCCUCUACGUGCGGAACCUCAUGAUCGAGACCACCGAGGACACCAUCAAGAAGAGCUUCGGCCAGUUCAACCCGGGCUGCGUGGAGCGCGUCAAGAAGAUCCGCGACUAUGCCUUCGUGCACUUUGCCAGCCGCGAGGACGCCGUGCAUGCCAUGAACAACCUCAACGGCACCGAGCUGGAGGGCUCGUGCCUCGAGGUGACGCUGGCCAAGCCCGUGGACAAGGAGCAGUACUCCCGCUACCAGAAGGCGGCCAAGGGCGGCGGCGCGGCCGAGGCGGCAAUGGUGCAGCAGCCCAGCUACGUGUACUCCUGCGACCCCUACACGCUGGCCUACUAUGGCUACCCCUACAACGCACUCAUUGGGCCCAACAGGGACUACUUCGUGAAAGCAGGCAGCAUAAGAGGCCGGGGUCGAGGUGCAGCUGGCAACAGAGCCCCAGGGCCCAGGGGUUCCUACCUUGGGGGAUAUUCUGCUGGCCGUGGUAUAUAUAGCCGAUAUCAUGAAGGAAAAGGAAAACAACAAGAAAAAGGAUAUGAACUUGUACCGAAUUUGGAAAUCUCUGCCGUCAAUCCAGUUGCCAUUAAACCUGGUACAGUGGCCAUCCCUGCCAUCGGGGCCCAGUAUUCCAUGUUUCAGGCAGCUCCGGCUCCUAAAAUGAUUGAAGAUGGUAAAAUCCACACAAUGGAGCACAUGAUCAGCCCCAUCGCUGUGCAGCCAGACCCAGCCGCCGCGGCCGCGGCCGCCGCCGUCAUCCCUGCCGUGUCCACGCCACCACCUUUCCAGGGCCGCCCAAUAACUCCAGUGUACACGGUGGCUCCGAACGUUCAGAGAAUUCCCGCUGCCGGGAUCUACGGGGCCAGUUAUGUGCCAUUUGCUGCUCCGACCACAGCUACGAUCGCCACGCUGCAGAAGAACGCGGCGGCCGCCGUCUACAGCGGGUACGCAGGCUACAUACCUCAGGCCUUCCCCGCCGCUGCUAUCCAGGUGCCCAUCCACGACGUCUACCAGACCUACUGAGAUCCACCCACCAUGACCACUGAAGGAACACUUUACUAUUUAUGAAGAAAGAACGUGUUGGGUUAGCACACACGAAACCCGAACGUGAAGAAUGUUAUCAGAUACCAACCAUACUGGAAUAUUUUAUAUACAUGAAGUUUUCACUAGUUUUUUAAGACUGUUUUCAAUUUAGCAGACCUGUGUUCGUACAUUUCUAAGAGGCUUGCAAUGGUUUGUGCCUUAAACACCAUCUCUUAAAAACUUGUACGCUGUAGUACAUUUGUAUAGAGGUUUUCGUUUUUGUAUUUUUAAGGAUAUAUUUUCAGUAUGAAGGUUAUUUUCUUAACUUCUGCACUCCAGAGAUUUCUAUUUUGUAGUACCUUCAAUAGUGAAUAUAUCAACUAUAUAUUAAAAAGCACACUUGAGCAGCUAGGGAACUAUUUUGAAAAAUAUAUUCAAUAUUUAAAGAUACAAACAAUAGUGCUUUAAAAAUACUACAUAAGACGUUAUUUUAAAAGUUAUACUGGAAAGUGCAAUUUUAAAAUGAGUGAAACCUCUAUUUCUGCUGGAAUUAAAAGUUGACGGGUGUUACUAUG